AAGGAAGAGGGCAGAACAAAGUGAGGACCUCCACGAGAGGAGGUGUUUGCACAGAGAGCUGCUUUUUCAUUCAAAGAGACUAAAGUAGUACCAACGUUUGGAUCGAUAUCUGCAUCGAUCUGCCCACCCUUGUCUCCUGGAUCGUAGCUGAGAUCAGCGUGAACCACGUGGGUCUCUGCUCCCUGAUCUGUUUCCUGUGUUUGGAAAGAGUUCCAGCUUCAUCACGGAGUUUCUCUCGGUUUGUGGGAUCAUCUAAAGCUGAUCAGCAGGAGGAGAAGAGUCUGACGGAGCAGCAGAGGAACAUUUUCAGCCAUCUGGACUCAGCUGAGUCACUACAGAGGAAACAAUGAGCUCAACACAGAAGGACAAACAUGGAGCGAGAAGUCAGCGCUCUCAGGAGGCCGACAAACCUCACAGAAGAAAGAGAGAGAAAACAUACACCUGUGACGAGUGUGGGAAGGAUUUUACUGAGAAGUCUACACUAAAACAGCAUCAGGUCAUCCACACUGGAGAGAGACCGUUCAGCUGUGACUUGUGUGGAAAGACUUUUUCCUGGAGGGCUGCUCUAAAACAGCACCAACUCAUCCACAGUGGAGUUAAAGCGUACAGCUGUGACGAGUGUGGCAGAGCUUUUACUCAAAGUUGCCAACUACAGAGUCAUCUAGUUACCCACUCUGGAAUUAAGGCAUACAGCUGUGACGAGUGUGGCAGAGCUUUUACUCACAGUAGCAGCUUACAGAAGCAUCUAGUUACCCACUCUGGAAUUAAGGCAUACAGCUGUGACAUUUGUGGAAAAACCUUCAGUCAGAUAGGGCACCGAAAUACACACCUACGCAUUCACACUGGACAUGAUGUGUACUGCUGUGAUCAGUGUGGCAGACAGUGUACAACCAACAAGCAGUUACAAUGCCACAUGUUUACCCACACUGAGGAACGACCUUAUAAAUGUGACCUGUGUGAGAAGACUUUUAAAUCUCCACGUCACCUGAGAGAACACCAACAGAUCCACACCAGAAAGAGACUCUACAAGUGCAGUUACUGUGAGAAGCAGAGCGACACAGAUGGAUCCAGUUCUCAACCCUGUCAUCACUGUGGUGGUGGGAAAGACUUUCGUUGUGACCUCUGUGGAAAAACUUUCAGUUGGCAAGGCAACCUAAGAAGACAUCAACGUGAGCACAGUGGAGACAAACUGAAAUACUGCAAAGAAUGUGGGAGAUGCUUCACCGCACCAAGUUCCUUAAAACAACAUGAACUGAUUCACAGUGGGGUUAAAAAGCACGUCUGUGAUCAAUGUGGGUCAUCCUUCACCACUGCCUGUGAGCUUAAAACACACAAACGAGUCCACACAGGAGAGAAACCAUACAAGUGCAGACACUGUGACAAAAGCUUCUCACAUUCAGGUAGUCGUAACAAGCAUGAACGUACACACAUGGAAGGAAACUACAGCUGUGACCAGUGUGACAAGAGCUUCAGGAAUCUCAGUUCAUACUCCAAACACAAACGAUCCCACGUUACUAAUAAACUGUUUCACUGUUACCAAUGUGCCCAAACAUUCACCUCAUUGUCUGCUCUGUGCAAACAUCAGCGUGAUCACUCAGGGCUGAAAUCACUCCCAUCACUGGAUCACAGUGAAUCUGAAGAGACAGAAAGAUCCUCUGGUUUCAGUGUCAGACUUAAAACCCUUGAGAUCAGGCUCCACAGAGUUCAGAUGGAAUCUCCUGUAAAGAUCUGAUGAAAAUGUUCCACUAGAUCAGGGGUCGGCAACCCUAGGCACGCGUUCCACAGUUGGCACGCGAAGGGUUAACUGAUGGCACGACCAUAGGGCAUACCGGGCAUUUGCUCGGUGGCCCGAUGCUUUUUUCUUUUUCUUUUUUUUUUGUAACGGUAUAAACAAUGAAAGGUGGUGGGUUGGCCAGAUGUUGGCCGGUGUGUAAAAAUAACUCAGUUGUUUGGCGGUGGCUACGGAGCUUCCACAGAUUCAGUAACAUUAGCAAGUGGUGGAGGCCAGCAGGUGGAUGAGGGAGAAGGGAGGCAGGAGGAGCAGAGACCCGAGGCGGGGCCGGUCCGAGUGUCAGGUGAACUGAACUUCAGGUAAGAAGUUAUGACCUGCAGUCUAUCUGGGUCAGAUAUAAACCAAGUUUAGGUGGAGUUUAUUUUCGUUGUGCUGACUUUUUACAGUCAGUUACAAUAACUCAUACUGUGUACUAGCUAGCAUGACGGAGUUUCUAUACAGCUGGGUCAGUGCUAUGACGUUACUGAUGUUGAACUUCAUUUUAUUCAUAAGGUUAGUUAGUAGAGUUGCCAACGGCUCCUUAAAAAAUGGAAUCGUCCCACAUUCAGAGAAAUUAGAUGAGCUGAAAAGGAACACAGUUUGUCCCGGACUUCAGCUACAAUGAAAAAGACACAAAGCUGGAUUUAUUCUGUGUCUUUGCUGCACAGCUGCCUCUUCUUCUCUCAUUCUCUCCCCCUCUCUCUCCUGUUGCUACUUCAAUCAUGAAACUGAUCAAUGAUCAGCUGAUCGGCUUUUCUCUCUUUUUUGUUUAUCGCCCACUUUGCGCCAGAAAGAGGAAACCAGCCGAUGUCGUGUUAAACAGCAGCAGCACGUUUAAGCUUGAUCAGCUGUUGUUAGAAUUUAUUUAAUAUUAAUUUCUAGUAUCAGCUGAUGUUUGCUGGAGCCACAGCUGUAAAGCUGCUGGUCAUGAUGUCGGUUUGGAUAUGUGGUGAGAGGGAAACAUGAAGAUGAAACCAGGAGAUGUCCUUACUGAAUCAUCAGAGCUGAACAGGUGAUGGAGAAACAGCUUUACCUUUUAGGUGACAUGAAUGAGUUGAAGGGAAGUUAUGAGCUGUUUCUGAGAGACAAAUAACACCAGGAUCCUUUUCUAAGUAGCUGACAGCUGGUAACUGUGCAGGGGCGGGUCUAGCAAAGCUUUGCCAGGGGGCCAGGUAGGGCAUUAACAGGGAAAGGGGGGCACAAAGAAAUACUUUCUUAUUCUCAUUUAAAAUGUCUGGCUGUUAUUAAAUAAUUAUAUGAAGUUUUUAUGUGAUGUAAAAUGUAUAGAAAUCAUACAUAUACCAACAAGACAGUGUACAUCACUGUCACAACAGCGUUUGUUUUCAUUCAAAGGCUUUAUGGCUUUAAUACCUGGUGGGCCGGUCUGUAGUCAAAAUGCUGGCUGAGUAAUUGCCAGUUAAUGCAACAUCGAAGCAGCUGGAAUCCACAGCUGUGUAUAGCUGUGCGUGUUCAUGGAGCUUGCAUUUUCACCUGCUGGACAUCACUACCUGACAAGUUUAACUGUCUUCAGAACAUUGCAGAGGCCUUAUUGACAGUAUUUGGCUCUACAUAUCUGUGUGAGCAGAUUUUCUCUCACAUGAGUGUCCUCAGGUAGCCGUCUGAAUGCUGGACACUCGGAGACCUGUGUCUCUGAGUGGGAGACCACAGAUCACAUUAACAUGUGUGUCUCUAUAUUAACAGACAUGCCAUAUUGGCUGAGUUUAUUUUUCUUAUCAUUGUUGUGAGGAGACCAUAAAUAGCAUUUGUAUUUUCUGUUGUACAAUUCAUUUGCUGUUAUGGAGUUCUUGUUAUGGAUAAAAAGUGUCUUUUUUUGUUUCAAAAUAGCUGAUAACUAUUCGCUGACAGCUGCCAACAUCUGCAAACAAAUAUAAUUCUAUAAAGUGGUUCUAUAUAUUGUGUAACUGUUCAUAUAGAGCGUUAUUAAAUUUAUUGCUAAUGCAAUCAUAUGGCACACUGACUUCUGAGGAAAUUUUAAAUGGCACUCGCCAUCAGAAAGGUUGCCUACCCCUGCACUAGAUGGAUGCGUAAUCUCUUUUUCUGAAGGUUGCUCUCUUCCUGUUUCUGCCAGUGCUGACUGCAGAGAUGUAAUUCAGAUCCAUGUCACUGUUUGGAAGUAUCAGAGAACUGCUGAUGCUGUAAAGCUGCUGGUCAGUCUGAUGGGCUGUUGUGUUGUUGUUGGUGAUGCUAGAUGAAGUGCUGGUGGACCAGGUGAGCUCAGGUUGAGGGUAGAUCCCCUCUGAGCUGCAGGUGAUCCUUUGUCCUACUUGUUGGAGAUUAACUUCACGGACUGGAGCUGAAAAAAACAAAAAACAAACUAAGAAUAAAAAAAACCAAAAGAAAAAUAUAUUUCUAAAGAAGUCAGAAAGAGAUUUUGUUGUCACAAUUUUCCUUUUCUGUUUAUUUUAUGUUAACAUGAUUUAAUUGAACAAAAAUCAUGUAAACAUGAAUCUCAGACCACAGUAAAAUAUAACAUUUGUCUUAGUGUUUUGACACAGCAUUUCUAAAUACAGAUAAUGAUUAAUGAUGUAACAUGUCAUGUAUUCUUUAUGUAUUUGAAGUGUUAUAAAAAUGACUCUGGAUCAGUCCUGGUGUCACAGACAGGCCUCGGGGCUUCAAACCUCAGAAAGUCCUUUUAGCUCUCAGCUGAAUUCCUCUGACACACUUUAACAACUAUAAGUCAAAGGUCAGCGGUCAUAUGAUUUGGUAAUGACAAUGCUGAAUAACCACAUCACUGAUUAGGUAUUGUAGUAACAACUCAGACUGUUAUAAUUAUUUAGUUAAUAAUACGGGUUCAUGAUGUUGUUUCAGGUUGUUUGUGGUUCAAUUUCUUGCGUAGGUUGUAAAUAUGGCAGCUUUAGUCUUUCCUGUCUUUUUAAAAAGAGUUUUGUUACCGUCCACAUUCAGGAUGAUGAACAUUUCACUGAUGGUGCUGGUGUGGCACUGGUAUCUCCCCUCAUCCUGAAUGUUCACCUCUGUCAGCUGGAGUGAGGCGUUUCCUCUGGAGACCUGAUCCUUGGAAAGUGAAGUCCUACUUCUGACUGAAUAUAUGAUCGAGCAGUUAUAUAAACAUGAAUCUAUCCACCGAGCUCCUCCUCGCCUGCUGUGCAUCCAUGUUCAGCAGCCUUUCAUCUGUUUCUCAGGUUUUGUAUGUUAAAUAGUUCCUGCUUCUGGGGUUCGACAUGUUUCGGUUGUCUUAUUUUAUGUAUAUAAUUAAGAUGUUGUGAAUAAGUAUUUCAGUUGUAUCCCGUAGUUGUUUGCUUGACAUCAAGCUUUAUCCAAGGAAAAACAAAAACACUGUCUGUCUUUCCUCCAAAAUAACACUUGGAUUACAGUUGGACUGAUUUACCAGGUGGUGAUACAAAAAAUAAAAAGUCUAAGAUAUUUAAAUCUAUAGAACAUAAUCAACAACAGAGACCAGACCUGAAAGUGUGAAACAUACUGUAUUUGGCAAAAAACAAAAAAAUAUA
Molecule: messenger RNA, 5259 nt
Organism: Pelmatolapia mariae (spotted tilapia)
Lineage: Eukaryota; Metazoa; Chordata; Actinopteri; Cichliformes; Cichlidae
Product: zinc finger protein 883-like
Exons: 4
Coding region: 347-1732 (461 amino acids)
Biological process (GO): regulation of transcription by RNA polymerase II
Cellular component (GO): nucleus; nucleoplasm
Molecular function (GO): DNA-binding transcription activator activity, RNA polymerase II-specific; DNA-binding transcription repressor activity, RNA polymerase II-specific; RNA polymerase II cis-regulatory region sequence-specific DNA binding
Source: RefSeq, a predicted model, not a curated record